CCACCCUCCUGUCCACUAGGGGGCGCUGCCUCUUGAUGCGAGAGUUGCGGUCGGCGGCGCUACAUGUGACAUUGACAUCAACAGAGGCACAAUGAGGCUGACCGCUCUCCUGUCGAUGGCAGCCAGGGUCGUGGUGCCUAAAGGUUACCGCUACACCACAAACAGACCGUGGACGCCGGCUGCGAAGAAGCAGAAUCCUCCGGGGCAGAGCAGGAGGAGGAAGGUGUUUGUGGAGCCUUUAGCGCCACAGGACUGGUCUGUGUUCAAAGGGGACACAGUUGAGAUUCUCGCUGGAAAGGACAAAGGAAAGCAAGGAAAAGUGAUCCAAGUCUUCAGACACAGAAACUGGGUUAUCCUGGAGGGGCUGAACACACAUCACAGGUAUAUUGGAAAAACUGGAGAUUACCGUGGUACCUACUUAGCCAGCGAGGCUCCCAUUUUGGUUCGAGAAGUCUCCCUCAUUGAUCCCACAGACAGGAAACCCACUGAGGUGGAGUGGAAAUUCACAGAGGAGGGCGAGAGAGUCCGAGUGUCUCUCAGGACAGGUCGAAUCAUUCCAAAACCUGUUGUGGAGCGACGAGAUGGUAUCGUGCCACAGCAGUGGAAAGACGGUCCCAAAGACACUAGUCCAGAAGACACUCUAGAAAAGACCUUUGUACCAUCACUGAAAACUCUGGAGGAGGAAGUCAUGGAGAAAAUGGGCAUCCAGGAACCCAGGAGGAACCGAAGGUCUUACUGGUACUGACCAGAGAAAUCAGAGACACUCAGGCCUCGUUGUGCUAUCCAGUUUUCACUGGGCCUCUGAAGUCACCAUGUUGUGGUGGGAGUCGAGCAGAAUAACAUGUUAAAAAGAGACCGCGUGAGGAUGACAUGAGUAAGGCUUAUGGACUGUAAAAUACUGGCGCAACAUACAUAUUAUUGAGGAAAUGAUAGCUUUGUGUAAAUAUGAGGCGGUGAAACAGAUGUGCAAACAAAGUUGAUAACAGACCUGAAACAAUGUUUCCUGAAUGGGUUUCAAUCAUCCUCUAUUUACGGUGCUAUCAGAGUUUGUAUUAUGUCCCUUUCUUUGUAAGGGUUAUUAAAUGUCACACAUAAACCAAUAUAAUGGCUUGAA
Molecule: messenger RNA, 1114 nt
Organism: Dicentrarchus labrax (European seabass)
Lineage: Eukaryota; Metazoa; Chordata; Actinopteri; Moronidae
Gene: mrpl24
Product: mitochondrial ribosomal protein L24
Exons: 6
Coding region: 92-745 (217 amino acids)
Biological process (GO): translation
Cellular component (GO): mitochondrion; ribosome
Molecular function (GO): structural constituent of ribosome; RNA binding
Source: RefSeq, a predicted model, not a curated record